This is a messenger RNA of Closterium sp. NIES-65, 2268 nucleotides long. Lineage: Eukaryota; Viridiplantae; Streptophyta; Zygnematophyceae; Desmidiales; Closteriaceae. The record is from the annotation of a GenBank genome assembly.
AUGCUGCAACCGAUUCAUCGUCCUAAAGAGAAAGUUCUUCAAACGCCAAGAGCAGCUGCUUCAUCAGUCCGAAGCAGCACCACAGUCUGUCUCCAAAGCUGGCGUGCCCUUUUCUUUUCUCCCUUCUGCUUUGCGUUUGUGGUCCCUUCUAACCCUACUGCCUGGAUGCACUUUUUGAGACGUCUCAAGAGCCGUUUUCUCUUCGCUUUCUUUGUUCCUCGUCCCUUCCAGCUGCAGCUGCACUGCUCCAGUCUGCUCGCUGCUGCUUCCGGGGCCGCUUGUGCAGAAGCGAAUUCGGAGGAUGGUGUGACUCAAGAUGAGGUUAUGGGCGGCAGCAUGCGUCAUGAUGAGGCUACGGGCGGCAGCACGCGUCAUGAUGAGACCAAGGGCGGCAGCACCGGUGACAUGAUCGCUGGUGAUGGCAUUCCCUUCCCGGUUGAUUACCAUGGGAUGGCGGGAGGAUGCGUGCUGCAUGGCAGCACCGGUGACAGCAUCGCUGGUGACGGCAUUUCCUUCUCAGAGCAUCAUGUUGAGAUGGCGGGAGGAUGCGUGCUGCAUGGCGGUUCUAUGAGUGAUGGCAUUGUUGAUUAUGGCACAGCUGGUGUUGGCAUCGCCAGUGACGGCAUUGCCAGUGAUGGAUCCACAUGUGUCUCCUUCCCGGCGCAUCACACAGAGACGACGGGAGGAGGCGUGCUGCACGGCUGCACGAGUGGUGGCAUUGCUGAUUGUGGCCCAACUGGUGUCGGCGUUGCCAGUGACAACACCACCAGUGACGGCAUAACAUGUGGCUCCUUCCCCUUCCCAGCACAUUGCAUAGAGACGACGGGAGGGGGCAUGAUGCAUGGCGGCACAAAGGGUGGCACCGUCAGUGUCGGCAUGGCAUGUGCCUCCUUCCCAGUGCAUGAUGCUGAGAUGCGGGGAGGGGGCAUGCUGCAUGGUGGCACGAGUUAUGGCACAACUAAUGAUGGCAAUGCUAAUGAUGGAGGAAUUGUCAGCAAUGGCAUUCAAACAGUGGGACCGCCGCCAUGCCUACUGCUGCCACAAGGGGACAUGCCGCCCCGCCUCGUGCCGUCACACUCCCUCCUCCCAACACACUCACUCCUCCCAACACACUCCCUCCCAUCACAUUUCUUCCGAGCGCACUCCUUACCAUCACGCCUCCUGCCAUCUCACUCCAUCCCAUCCCACUCCCUCCCAUCGCACUCCGUACCCGAGCGCCUAUUGUCAUCCCACUCCCUCCCAUCGCAUUCCCUCUCAACACCCUUCCACCCUUCAGACUCCCUCUCACCACCCUCUCUCCCAUCACACUCCCUCCCAUCACACUCUCGCCCAUCACACCUCCUGCCAUCACGCCAACUGCAUGGGCUACCCCCACACAUGCACAACUCCCUGUCACCGCGCAUGCAUGGUGGCAGCGAGAAUGACACGGACGAGAAGGGCACUAGCACGGGCGUGGAUGUGGGCAAUAGCAUGGAUGAGGGCAUGGGCAUGCGCAUGUGGAGUGGCACUAUCACGGGCAUGGAUGUGGUCAUGCACAUGCAUGUGGGCGUGGGCAUGGGCAUGGCCGAAGGCAUAAGCAAGGGCGUAGAUGAGGAGAAGAGCAAGGGUGUGGAUAUGGGCAUGUAUGCUGCCAUGGACGAGGGUAUGAUGAAGUGCGUGGGCAUGGGCAUGGUUGAAGGCAUGCGCGAUGGCAUGGAUGUGGGCAUGCUUAAGGCCAUGCACGAGGGUAUGGGCAUAAUUGAGUGUGUGGGCAUGGGCAUGGUGCGAGGCAUGCCCGAGGGCAUGCGUGAGGGCAUGGGCAUGGGCAUGGGCAUGGGCAUGGUGGGAGGCACCAGCAAGGGUACGGAUGAGGGCAUUGGCGUAGCCAUGGCUGAAGGCAUGAUCACGAGCAUGAACGAUGUCGAGAGCAAGGCAAUAGGCACGGGCAUGAGCACCCAGAGUACACCUGAAUGCAUGCAUGAUUCGAGUUGCAGAAGCCAAGGCCGUAGCCAUUCUUGGUUCUCUGCUGAUCUGCAUUUGCAGCAGGAGCCACAGGUCCUUUCCAGCAGAAGCGGAGCCUCAGAGCCUGAUGGGUUGAUGCGUGGGACAGCCUUUGUGACGACUCGAAAGGGAGUCCAGUUCAGUAGGAGCAUAGCAUUGGAGGCUGAUGGGUCCCUGCAUGGUAAUCUAAAGAAUUCCCGGGAAGAAGUGCAGCCAGAUGGAUCGCUGCAUGUGAGUUUGCGGCCAGAUGAGCUUCUUGAGGCGAUGUGCGGGGGACAAUAUUUCUAG